Messenger RNA from Phytophthora nicotianae INRA-310, 809 nucleotides. RefSeq lists its product as hypothetical. The record is from RefSeq and is a predicted model, not a curated record. The transcript has 3 exons. Gene Ontology annotation, cellular component: nucleus; cytoplasm. Gene Ontology annotation, molecular function: cullin family protein binding. Gene Ontology annotation, biological process: SCF-dependent proteasomal ubiquitin-dependent protein catabolic process. Bases 1 to 423 code for a protein of 140 amino acids. NCBI's taxonomy places the organism in Eukaryota, Oomycota, Peronosporomycetes, Peronosporales, Peronosporaceae.
AUGAGCGAGCUGGUCAAGACACUCAUUUCCGAUGAUGCCGACGAUGACGAGGUGCAGGAGAUUCCUCUGCCGAAUGUCAAGAGCCCUGUGCUCUCCAAGGUGAUUGAGUUCUGCAGCCACCACCACAACAACCCCAUGCGCGAGAUUGAGAAGCCCCUCAAGAGCGCUGAUAUGCACGAUGUGGUGUCCGACUGGGACGCCAACUUUGUGGACAUUGAGCAGGAAAUCCUGUUCGAACUCAUCCUGGCUGCCAACUAUAUGGACAUUAAGAGUCUGCUGGACCUGGCCUGCGCAAAGGUAGCUAGCAUGAUCAAGGGCAAGACCCCUCAGGAGAUCCGUGAGACGUUCAACAUCGUCAACGACUUUACGCCCGAGGAGGAGGCGCAGAUCCGCGAGGAGAACAAGUGGUGCGAGGAGGCUUAAGCUUAAAGUUAUCCUGGAGCAGUUAACGACGCAACUCCAAGCGAGACAGUGAUGCUGGUAUGCAGAGCAUCCGUCAGUUGGAAGUCCCAUCAGCGAGCAUGAAGAAAAGAAAAGCGACAGGACGUCUAUGCUGGCUCUGCGGCGUGUGCUCGGUAGCGAAUAUCGGUGAAAGAAGACGAGGAGGGAGGAGCUUGCAGAUCUCUCGACGUGUUUUGAGUUCUUUGGAGCCGAAAUGAAAAUAUCUCGCGCGUUUUAUUUUUUUUACGAUGCAUUAAAAUCAAGCAGUUCAUUUCGAUACUUGCAACAAGGUUUGCAAACCGCUGCUAGAUUUUGUUUUGGUGUGGGCACUGCAAUACUGUUUUAAUCACACACUUGUAAUAGAGGAC